This is a messenger RNA of Styela clava, 1924 nucleotides long. RefSeq lists its product as uncharacterized. The record is from RefSeq and is a predicted model, not a curated record. Gene Ontology annotation, molecular function: protein binding; nucleic acid binding; calcium ion binding. Gene Ontology annotation, cellular component: spliceosomal complex. Lineage: Eukaryota; Metazoa; Chordata; Ascidiacea; Stolidobranchia; Styelidae. Gene Ontology annotation, biological process: spliceosomal complex disassembly.
UCCAGAAAAUUUUAGAAAAAAUAGUUAAGAUAAUGACGGAAUUAAAAGAUUUAAAAAACGAGGAUUUGUAUCAGCUUUUUGAGAUAAAACAGAAUGCGACUGUGAAAGAGAUCAAGAAAGCGUAUAGAAAGAAAGCACUGAAACUUCACCCUGAUAAAAAUCCCGAUGACCCAAAAGCAGCGGCAAUGUUUCACGAGCUUUCCGAAGCCUUGAAAAUUCUUACAGAUUUAGGUGCGAGGGCAGCGUAUGACCAUGUUCGAAACGCAAGAAAGGCCGCGGCUGAGAGAACAGAAAAACUGGAUGAUAAACGUAAAAAAGUCAAAUUAGAUUUGGAAGCUCGUGAGAAAGCUGCUGAAAUGCAAGAAAGGGAUUCUAUGAAAACUGCUUCUAGAACUUUGAAACAAGAAAUUGAAAGACUACGAGAAGAAGGAUCGAGAAUCCUACAAGAGGAACAGAUCGCAAUGAAGAAAUUACUCAAAGAGGAAGCAGAAGAAAGAAAAAAUAAUCUUAUGGCAGAACCAGCAAGAUUGAAAAUAAAGUGGAAUAUAAAAGACAGCGAGGAGAACUUAUAUUCACGAGAUACUCUGAUGAAAAUUUUUAUGAAGUAUGGUAACAUUGUUGCGUUAAUUGUAUCAAUGAAAAAGAAAAAAGGUAGUGCAGUCAUAGAGUUCACAAGUGCUAAAGAAGCACAGUUGGCACAUGAUUCAGAAAUAGGAUUCCCAGAAAAUCCUCUCAGUAUUAUGUGGUUAUCAGGAAAGCCUGCUGAUCUGACUGCAUAUGCUCAACACUUCACUCAAAAGUUAGGACUGAAUAAAGACAUGAAUCGACAUCAUAAAAACGGUGAUGUUGCACCUAAGUCCAAAUAUUCAGAAGAACCAUCUAGUCAAGAAGAUGAUGACUUUGAAUCACAGGUUCUCGAAAGAAUGCGGAAAAUGCAAGAACAGAAAAGACAACAAAAAGAGGAUGAGAAAACAUAAUGCACUAUAUAUUUGGGCGCUUCCGAAGUAUGUGCACGAAGAUGGGGCACAUCCUGAACCCUAACCUGGUACACAUACUAUGUUCAGGUUGUGCACCAUCUUGGUGCACAUACAUCUGGAGCUCCUACAUUUGAUGAAAAAUUCGAACAAGUAAAGGAAUUGUUGAAAAGAGAAUUCAACAAUGGAAAACCUGUUAACUGUAUUGUGGGAGAUAUUGGGCCACCUUUGGAGAUGGAAUCAAUUUGCUGCGGAAGAGGACCCUCUCUCGUUGCAAAUAAUCUAGAGGAAUUGUCUGUAUAACUGAAUGAAGUGAAAUUGCUUUUGUUCAAUUCAUGAGAAUGCAUACAAAGUUGAAAGUAAAGUGUGCUUGUGAGGAAGCACUAGUUAUCAAGUUUGAAUGAAUAGAGCCAAUUCAAUUCUUCAAUACAAUUUUGCACAGUUGUGCUCAUUGGAAGUAUAUAAAAGUCUGCCCCUGCUUUACCCCUCAUAUUUAUGACUAGGAAAAGCAUGCUGUAUGGUAUUAUACCUAGGAAGUUAUUGAGUUUUUACUGUUGGCAUUGGCUACAGUGCUUGACCAAGUAAACGAGUAUGAAAUGCUGAAAUGCACGACUGGUUUGUGGACAUAAGGGUACCUUACCCAAAUUUUAACUAAGCAAGGCUAGAUUAGUCCCAUUUUAUCUGAUGAUCUCAUAGGUUUUUCUUCUCUUUGGGUUAAAGUGACUGAAUCUUUCCAAAUUUUCAGAAAUUGUGUAUUCCACAUCUGUGGUUUACCUUUAUAGCUUAUAAAUAAACUCAGAUGACAAAUGCUCAUAAAUGUAAAUUUGUUGAGCACAUGCAUGUACCUUCUACCUGUUUGUGCUUUUUAUUCAGUUACACAAAUAUGUUUUUACAAGUCUUGGCCGUGUUAUGCAUUUAUAUCCAUAUUAAAAAAUUCUAUGAGCCUAAAA